AUGAAGAGACCACACAGCAGCUUGAACGGCGGCAAGAUGCAUCUACGUAACGGCGAGCAUGCAUCGCACUUUAGCGGCGCUCCAGACGAGCAUAUCGCGAAGAAAGUGCAAAGCAAUGGCGCAUCAACCAAGAAUGGCAAUCAUGAAGCCUUAAAUACGAACGGCCACAGCUCCAAGACGAACGAGGCUCGAGCAAAGAUCCCGAAUAACCUAACCCCAGAUGCUCUGCUGGACACCGUUCUUGCUGCUUGGGCGGCACUCAUGCACAGAUACCAAAGAGAUGUCUUCCAUCAAUUCUCUUGGGGCGUGGUCAGUGCCAAUGGUCGAGCGACACAAACCAUCAACACAACUGACCUCAACUUGACAAGCCACAAGACGGCCGCGAGUUUGAGGUCACAGAUCAGCAAUGUGCGAUCGAAGGAGUACGAUGCACAUAACGCCACUCUCUUUCUUAACGAUGGUUCGACACACGAGUGGACUUUCGAGGUAUCUCUUGACAGGGAAGGAGACUCUCUCCAUGCCACCUCAAGAUGGCAGACGAAUACCAUGUCUCGUCAUCAAGCCGUCUCUGAACUUCAUUUCUUUGUUUCAAUUCUUGAUACCCUAUUUAGCGACCCUGAUUGCCUGCUGUCCGCAUUCGACAAUGUUUCAGAAGAAGAGCUUGAUGAGUUGUGGAGCUGGAAUAGUCCUCUACAGCCAGAGUUGAGAUUCUGCAUGCAUGAGAAGGUCUCCGAGCAAGCUGCGCUACAUCCGGAAAAGAUCGCCAUAGAUGCAUGGGACGGCACUUUGACAUAUCGUCAAGUAGAAGACUACUCUACCGAUCUGGCUCAAACUCUACGACUACUGGACGAUUCGCCGAACCAAAUCAUUCCGGUGCUUUUCGAGAAAUCGCGAUGGACUUCAGUGGCGGUGCUCGCAGUUAUGAAGGCCGGAGCAUGCUUCGCACUCCUUGAUCCAGCACAACCCGAAGGCCGACUACGAGCAGUAGUACAGCAAGUCAGCGCUAAGCUCUUUGUUUCGUCCAAAGCUCAAGCUACGCUAGCUGCACGUGUCGCUCCCGCGGCAACAAUCAUCCCAAUCUCAGCAUCCAAGUUCGACAAGGUGUACUCUCCAUGCGCCGCGCAGCAACCAAAGACAACUCUCCCGCCAGUAUCACCAGAUCAGCCCUUGUACAUCCAGUUUACUAGUGGCAGUACCGGUCUUCCAAAAGGAUGCAUUCUUACGCACAGUCAGUAUACGUCUGGUGCGAUACCACGAGCUGAUGCUGUGGGCUAUCGAUUGCAUUCUCGCGUGCUGGACUUUGCGAGUUAUGCCUUUGACGUAUGCAUUGACUCUAUGUUGUGUACACUCGCUCACGGCGCGACGCUCUGUACACCUUCCGAUGAGCGCCGUAUGAACGACAUGAGUGGCGCGAUGCGCGAUAUGCGCGUGACCUUCGCUGGCAUGACCCCUUCUGUGGCUCGGACGCUCGAUGUAGAUAUCCUAGAUCAUCUAGAGUCUAUCGCUCUAGGUGGUGAAGGGGUGUCAACUAGCGAUGCCAUGUCGUGGGGUCAAAGGACAAGGGUUGUUAACGCCUAUGGACCAUCUGAAGCUACAGUUGGCGCGACCAUCAAUGACAACGUGGCUGCCAAACCAUACAUUACCAUGGGCAAGCGCAAGGGUUGUGCGAUCUGGCUUACUGAGCCUGAAGACCACAACAAGCUUGUACCUCCUGGUGCAGUUGGCGAACUGCUCAUUGAGGGCCCUAUAGUUGGUAACGGUUAUCUCAACAACCCGGCGAAGACCAAGGAAGUUUUCAUUGAAGAUCCUGAAUUCUUGAUUAAAGGAAGUAAGAGCUAUCCAGGUCGACAUGGGCGCAUCUACAAGACUGGUGAUCUAGUACGUUUUGAUCCCGACGGCAACGGCGAGCCCAUCUUUGUCGGACGGCAGGACCAGCAAGUCAAGCUCCGCGGCCAACGUAUUGAGCUGGCCGAAAUCGAGUUCAACAUGCAGAAGCAUCUUCCUGCAGAUACCCAGCUCGCUGUUGAAGUCAUCAAGCCCAGCGGAGGUGGUGAGCAGACGCUAGUUGCUUUCCUUGUGGAACAGAAAAAGAACGGCAUGCGACAUUUGGAUGGAAACGUCUUCGGCAGCUUCACCACCAAGUUCCAAGCAGCUCUCAAAGCUAUGACUAAACAGCUCGCUAUUGACCUUCCUGGAUACAUGGUACCGAGCGCUUACAUCCCGCUUUGGAAGAUGCCGCUACUUGUUUCUUGCAAGACCGACAGAAAGCGUCUCCGCGAAAUCGGCACUUCAGUCACACGCCAGGAUCUCAGACGCUUCAACUCGGUCAUCUCGGAGAAGAAGGAGCCUACGACUGAGAUGGAGCUCAAGUUGCGAUCACUUUGGGGGAAGCUGCUUGGUGGUGAGGAAGACUUCAGCGCCAAUGACAACUUCUUUAGCAUGGGUGGAGAUUCACUAAGGGCUAUGAGGCUGGUAGCUGCGGCGAGAGAGGCUGGACUCAUAUUGAACGUCCCGGAUAUCAUGCUGAAUCCAACACUGUCUGCCAUGGCUGCCAAGGCGAAGCCUUUGUCGGAGGAAGCAUCGAACGAUGUACCACCUUUCUCUAUGGUCGGCAAAGAUUGGGAUGAACAGUCAGCCAAGACCGAGACUGCCAGGCUCUGUGGUGUUGAUGAUGACGACGUUGAGGACGUGUAUCCUUGCACACCGCUUCAAGAAGGACUCAUGGCUCUCUCAGCCAAGUUUCAGGAUGCUUAUGUCGCUCAGCGAAUCGCAACAUUACCGUCGGCGACCGCUCAGCGUCUGAAGGAAGCCUUUGAUACCGCCGUAGAAGGAUCGCCAAUCCUACGUACCCGAAUCGUCAACGUUUCUGGUCGGGGCUUGUUCCAGGUCGUCCUCAGAAAUGGUCAGCUGCUGCGCGAGCAUGGCUCUGACCCCGCAGAAUAUCUUCGACGUGACCGCGAAGAAGCCAUGGAUCUGGGAACCGCUCUGUUCCGCUAUGGCUUGGUCCAAGAAGCUGGCAGCGACAAGACUCACUUUGUCAUCACGAUGCACCAUGCUGUUUACGACGGCUGGUCAAUGCCUCUGGUCUUUGAUCGCAUUAACCGUGCUUUUAACGGUCUGCAGACUGAAAGGUCUGUAUCUUUCAAGCACUUUAUCAAGCACCUCACUAGCCUGGAUCCAGCGGAGGCUCAAGAUUAUUGGAAAGAGCGGUUGAACGGUGUCAGCCCGCAUCAGUUCCCUCCUCUGCCGCAGAAGGGGUACAUCACUCAAGCCGAUUCGUUGCUAGAGCACUACGUUACCGUCCCAACAACGGCACACAACAAACUUACUCUCGCGACUAUCAUCCGUGGAGCCUGGGCGCUGGUAUCGUCAUUGUAUAUGGGCCAUCCAGAUGUCGUCUUCGGUGAGACACUUACAGGUCGCUCCGCACCUGUGAACGGAAUUGAGGAGAUUGAAGGUCCUAUGAUCACGACUGUUCCAAUCCGCGUUCGAUUGAGUCUUGACCGGCCAAUUUCUGAAUACCUUCAAUCCGUUCACGCGCAAACUGUAAAGCAGAUUCCUCACGAGCACUUGGGGUUGCAGAACAUCCGCCGAUUGAGUAAGGACGCCCGUGUAGCGUGCGACCUGCGUACCGGUCUUGUCUUGCAUCCUAGGGAGGACGAUGUCGGCGAAGUCGAUAUGGAGACUGUACCAGCUAACACGUUCCUCCCUGCUGAUGAUGCGGAAGCUGCACGCGAAGCACUCAAGUUCAACACCUACGCACUCAUGCUCGUGUGCACACUAGAUGAGAAUGGUUUCUUGAUUAUGGCCAGUUUCGAUUCGAAGUGCAUCAGCAAGGAUGCCAUGGAGAGGGUGCUCGUUGUGAUGAACCGUGUCGUCACGGCGUUCUUGGGUAACCCUGAAAGCAAGCUGGGUGACGUCGCUGUACUUGAUCCUGCCGAAGCGCAAGAUGCAGAGACGAUGAGACCGCGAGAUGUCAUGAGUGACAGUGGCAUUGGUACGUCGCCGGUCGACAGCCCGAAGCUGGAUGCUACGACCAAGGCGUUGUCGCCAAACGAAGAGAAGCUGCGUAGUAUCCUCGGCCGCAUCUUGGGCAUGUCUGAGACGGAGAUCAAGCCUAGAGAUAGCUUCUUUGAACUAGGUGGCGACUCGAUUGGUGCCAUGCGACUUGUUUCCGAUGCACGCGCCCAAGGCUUGACCCUUACCGUGGCUCAAGUCUUCCAGAGCCAAUCUUUGGCUGAACUGGCGGCCUCAAUCGGAAACAAGAAAGAGGACAAGCUGUUGGAAAUCUUGAGUCGCAUUCUUGGUAUGUCCAAGAGCGAGAUCAAUGGCAGUGACAGCUUCUUCGAACUAGGAGGAGACUCCAUCGGCGCCAUGCGCCUUGUUUCUGAUGCACGCGCUCAAGGCCUCAACAUCACCGUCGCGCAGGUCUUCCAAAGCCAAUCACUUUCGGAACUCGCCUCAUCAGCCGAAGAGACAAGCUCGUCGCAGACUGAGACCAAAUCUAACGCACCUUACGCUGCGCUUGGCAAGGAAGCGUCACUUUACAGCCCCGACCGCAUCGGCGCGUAUCUUCAGGACCAGACUUGGGAGAUUGCGGACAUCUAUCCGACAAGACCUCUUCAGCAGCUAGCUGUUGAGGGUACUGUAGACCUACCACGCUACUCACUGCGUUACGAGCUCAUCAAGUUCGCGGCACCAGUCAACCGCGAAAAGCUGGAGCAAGCCUGCCAAGAGCUUGUUGCACGCAACGAAGUCUUGCGCACUGUCUUUGUGAAAGACGAGAACAAGGUGCUCGGUGUGGUUCUGUCUUCUCUACGAGUCCCCUACACCGAGAUCGCAGUACCUGAUGGUGAAGACAUUAAUGCAUUCGCCCAAGCAAACAUACAAAAGGACAUCGAAGCACCGAAGCCACAUGGUUCAUCCUUUGUGGCGUUUAUGCUCUUCACCGAUGCCAAGUCCGGCGCUUCAACCCUCGUCUUCCGCAUCUCCCACGCCCAAUAUGACGAAAUCUGCUUACCCAUCCUGUACGAGCAGCUUUCGGCGCUAUACGCAGGUACCGAGGUACCAGAGACCAUACCAUUCAGCAGACACGUAAACCACGUGGUGCUAGACAACAUGCCAAAAGCCAUUCCAUACUGGCAAAACCUCCUCUCCGGCUCCCAGAUGUCUAUCAUGAAGCCUGACAUCCCGCUCACACAUCGCGGACCGGCAGAUGUAUACAUGGAAUUUGACAUCUCAGCGCGUCCAGCAAAUAUCACCAUUGGUUCACUGCCAACAGCUGCAUGGGCACUCGUUCUCGCGCGCCGUCUCAGCCUCAAGGACGUGGUCUUUGGCGAAGUCGUUUCAGGCAGGAACAUUGGCGCUUCAAACGCUGAUCGUAUCUUUGGACCUACGUGGCAGUACAUUCCCUUCCGCGUGCCUUUCAACAACAGCUGGACAUACCUCGACUUGUUAAACUUUGUGCAGCACCAGCAUAUUACUUCCGCGGCUUACGAAUCCAUGGGCUUUACUGAGAUCGUAGAGAACUGCACAGAUUGGGAUGCGAAAAAGGUCAACUGGUUUGACACUGUUGUUCAUCAGGCGCCUGCUUGGGUCGAGGAGAUGCCGUUUGGUAAUGGUGUUGAGGCGAAGUUUGAGACAACGUAUCCACAUGGUGAGCCACUGAGGGAGUGGAAGUGUCAGGCUUUUGUCAAGGAUGGAGGAAAGAAGCUUGGGAUUGAGAUUGUUACUUUUGCGGAGUGGAUCGACGUUGCCAAGGGUGUGCUGAAGGAGGUUGGUGAGGCGCUUGAGUGCUUGACAAAGAGCAGGGCGUCGGAGAAGAUAUUCGAAGGUGAAGAUUCGGGAGAGCAGAGUCUGGCGGAUUUUGAAGGUGUUAUGUAG
Molecule: messenger RNA, 5883 nt
Organism: Alternaria arborescens
Lineage: Eukaryota; Fungi; Ascomycota; Dothideomycetes; Pleosporales; Pleosporaceae
Product: Nonribosomal peptide synthetase 4
Exons: 2
Coding region: 1-5883 (1960 amino acids)
Biological process (GO): secondary metabolite biosynthetic process; amino acid activation for nonribosomal peptide biosynthetic process
Cellular component (GO): cytoplasm
Molecular function (GO): phosphopantetheine binding; catalytic activity
Source: RefSeq, a predicted model, not a curated record